AUGUCUAAUAAAAAGAUUGACCGAUCAAUGAUUGAUAAAAAUUUAGUUCGAACAAAUAGUGAUUUAACUGCUAAUACAAAAUCAAAUAAUAUCCAAGAUAAAAUGAAUAUAAAAAGUCAAGAAAUGAAUCCAUCACCUGGUAACAUUCUUCUUCCAUCAACAAUUGGAAUUCCACCACGAAAUGGUAGUCCAGAAAGUCGUCUACGUGAUCCUCGUAUUCUUUGGGCACCAGCUAUAAGUAUUAGUGGUAAAAUUGAUCAACCAUUUGUAACACCACAAUAUGAAAAGAAACAACGACGUAUUGCUGAAAAAAGUGAACAAGUUAAAUUAAAUCCAAAAAUUGCAACAAAUCAUGAUUUGAGUCAUUUAACAAGAUUAGGUAAUGAUAAAACAAGAUUACCUAUAUCAUUUAUUCCACAUAAAAUUAUUCCAUCAAAAAGACCAUUAUCCAUAACACAAAGAGGACCCGGUCCAACAAGUUAUCAACGAUAUAAAGGUUAUGAUCAAAUGGGUGAAGAAUAUAUUUAUACUCAACAACCUCGUAUUCGUAUUCGUCCGUUAAUUGGUCCAAAAUUAAAACGUGAACGAUAUCAUAUUGAUAUUAACGAUAAAAUAUUGUUUGAAAAGAAAAAAAAUUUUCAAGAUAUAAAACCAUUUUGGACAACAAUUGGUACUCGAACAUAUGAUUCACGUUUACCAAAUGCUCCAAUUUCUACAAUUCAUCAUCGAUUUGAUAUGACAUUGAAUACAGAAGACAAAAAAAAUAAAUUACGAGGAAUGACUAUGCCUGGACCAGCUAUGUAUCCAAUAAUCAAUACUAAUAACGAAACAAUAAAAAGAGAUAUAUGUGGUAUUCGAGGUGUUACUAUAGCAUCAAGAUAUCGUGAAAAACGUUUUGAAUUUUCUGGUCCUGGACCAGCAAUGGUUGAAAGACAAUUAUUAGAUAAAGGAGUAAUUGAUAGUAAUACAUGUAAUCAACAAAUUCAUCUUAAUAGACAACAAAAUAAAUCAUCAAUUUAUUGUUCAUCAUGUUUAACAUAUAUUGAUGGGAAAAUAUCAGCUCCUAGUCUACAAAUAGAAUUACCAUCAUUAAUACAAAUAACUGGUAUUUUUAUUCAAAAGUCUAAUCAAAAUCAAGAAAAAAAUUCGAAAAUAAAUUCAUAUUUUAUUGAAUAUCGACGAACACAAGAUGGUCCUUGGUAUUCAUAUGGAAAACGUCGACAACGAAAAUUGAUUAUCGAACGACGUCGUUUAUUUUUUAAUGAUAAUGAUAACGCAAAUAAAACACGUACACUUAUUCCAUCGAUUAUUGCGCGACAAAUUCGAAUUAUUUUCGGAACAUCAUCCAUACCGAUAUGUAUAACUAUUCAAGUCUAUGGUUGCCAAUCUGAAAAUGGUCUCAUUUCGACACGUUUUUCUCAAAAAUCAAUUCUUAAUACUGAUUUAAAAUAUGAUGGAUUGAUUAUAAAUUCAACUGCUCGAGGUGGUUUAGGUAUGUUAACUGAUGAAGAUACAAAUCAUUUUGUUUAUUGGUCUCCAUCAUCACAACCAAUUUUACUUCUUUUUGCUUUUGAUACAAUAAAAGAAUUUCAAUCAAUUAAUCUUGAUAUAAAAUGUUCAUUAUGGUUAUCAUCAAGUUGUACAUUAAAAAUAAAUGUUGGUAUAUUAGAAAUAGUUACAUCAAAUAAUCUUUGGACAAAUCGUUUUCAAACAAUUUCAAUUCGAAAUCAUUUUUAUUAUGAUAAUACAACAAUAACACAUCUUAUACUUUCUGUACCGAAAACAAAAGGUCAAUUUGUAAUUAUACAAAUAAAUACAAAAGAAAGUUUAGCACUUAGUGAAGUAACAUUUAAUAAUCGAAUUGAAUAUAAUGAGGAUGAUGAUGAUUAUUUAAAUAUAAUACCAUCAUCAAUUUAUAUUGAAAAUAAUCUACAUCGAUUAGAAUUAUUAGCAUUAAGUUCCAUAUCAAAUGAAAUAAUACUUCAUCAUAGAUUAUCAUAUUUAUUAAUUUUUAUGUUAAUCAUUUGUGUUAUACUUCUUAUGUUUUUACUUAUUUCAUAUAUAUUUAAAGAUAAAAAACUAAAUCAUAUUCCAAUAAUACCUGAAGAAACUGAACAAAGUUUAACGAUGUCAAUAACCAAUUCAACUAAUGAUGAAAAUAUUCAAAAUCAUUCUCAAUCAGAUCUUUAUUCUAAUCUUGAAAAUAAUGAUGAUGAUGAAGUAACUUCAAAUUCUUUACAAUUUAUUAAUUCACAAAAAAUUGUUAAUGAAAGUGCUAAAGCAAAUAUACGUAUAUUGUCUUCACAUCGACGAUCAAUGACACCUAAAUAUUCUGUUUCUAAUUUUCAUUCUGUUUAUGAUCAUCUAUCUGAAAUAGAUCGUGAUGAAAUAAUAAUCAUUCAAAAUCUUGGUUCUCAAAAUAAUCGUCAAUGUUUUUAUAGUGAAUAUGGUCAAAGUAAAUUAUCUGUUAUCCUAUAUGAACAAGAUAAUAAUGAAUUUUUUAAUUUAUCAAAACUACUAGAUCAUAAAAAUAUAGUUUCUUGUCUUGGCUAUGUUUACAUAUCACCUGAAAGAUGUUUUCUAGUCAGUGAAUAUAGUCGAGUAAAUUUAUUUGAAUAUUGUCAAACAAUGACAAUUGAAAAUGAAAAUACUUCAACGAUUCUUAUGGAAUUUCUUAAUGACAUUUUAUUAGCUUUAAUUCAUCUUGAAUCAUUAAAUCUAAUUGUACGUGAUUUAACAUUACCGAAUUGUCUUAUAUUUGAUAAUAAAACAAUAAAAUUAUCUGAUUAUGCUAAACAAGAUGAUCGUUAUAUAUCAAGAUAUGUUCAACAAAUGCCUAUUCGAUGGUUACCUGGUGACAUUGUUACAGGAGAUGAAAUUUGGUCCGUUCAAACAAAUACAUUUAUGUUUGGUACUCUCAUUUUUGAAUUAUUUCAUUUGGGUUCAUGUAUUCCAUAUGGUGAUUUAAAUAAUGAUGAAGUUUUACAAUUCUUUCAUGACUUAUGGCCAAACUCAAAACAAAAUAGUAUUGAACCAUCUGUUCUGUGUUUUUCAACAUAUUUUCCACGUCCAAAAUUAUGUGAUGAUCGUCUCUAUGCAUUUAUUGAACGUUGUCUUUCAUGGUCAAGUCUAGAUCGACCAUCAUUUCGAGAAAUAAGUCUCUGUUUAAACGAGACAACAACUGUGCUAUCUCAAUGA
Molecule: messenger RNA, 3198 nt
Organism: Rotaria sp. Silwood2
Lineage: Eukaryota; Metazoa; Rotifera; Eurotatoria; Philodinida; Philodinidae
Source: the annotation of a GenBank genome assembly